Molecule: messenger RNA, 648 nt
Organism: Lachancea nothofagi CBS 11611
Lineage: Eukaryota; Fungi; Ascomycota; Saccharomycetes; Saccharomycetales; Saccharomycetaceae
Source: the annotation of a GenBank genome assembly
AUGGGAAUUGCGCUUUGGUUUGUACCGCAUGCCAACUCUACUGAAUACGAAACGUUGCAGUCAUUGAUUUUGUCCCUGCAAACGCUUUUCCCAGACGCUCCAACGUUUGAGCCACAUUUGACAAUCACUUCUCAAUUGAAAUGCAAUUCCGGGGCUGAGGUACAGCAAGUGCUCACAACCUGCUUAGCAGCAGUGGGGGCCAUCAAACCGAGUGUAAAGCAAAAAGAAGAGAGUAUAGUAUCGUUCUCUGGGGCUGGUAUGGGAAAAGGAUACUUCACGAAAGUGCGGCUGAUAUGCACAGAAAAUAAGUACUUAAUGGGCAUAGCACAAGUAAUCAGAGAGCUUUUCGUAGCAGAAACGCCUGAGGAGGCUUCAAAUUGGCUUCUGCAGGAGUUUCGCCCCCAUGUUUCUCUAGUUUACUCCGAGAUGUACCAUGUCAAUCAGGCCCUUGAAAGAAUCGUUGCACAAAGAAUUGAGGACGCACUGGACUUGUCACUGCACGAAAACGCUGUCCCAGGAAAUCAGAAUCAGCGCUCGUGGUCUUUUGGUCGCCAAGUACCCGGUUGGAGCCUGCCUGGAACUUUUAAAGUCGUCAGGUGUGAAGGCCCGGUUGGAGAAUGGCAAGUUCUCGGAAGUGUUGAGGUUUAA